Messenger RNA from Cladophialophora carrionii CBS 160.54, 780 nucleotides. RefSeq lists its product as uncharacterized. The coding region runs from base 1 to 780 and encodes 259 amino acids. The transcript has a single exon. The record is from RefSeq and is a predicted model, not a curated record. Lineage: Eukaryota; Fungi; Ascomycota; Eurotiomycetes; Chaetothyriales; Herpotrichiellaceae. Gene Ontology annotation, molecular function: acyltransferase activity, transferring groups other than amino-acyl groups.
AUGCUCGUUCAACAACAUCCACUACCCCUGCCAUCACCGGUUCCGGCGCCGGAUUUUGCCUACGACUCGCAAUCAUCCCCGCCGUCAAGCGUCCAGACAAGAAUCAGCGUUGCCAGUUCACGGACAAGUUUGCCUGAUGAUCCAAAGGAGACAAGCCCGUCCUUUAGAGUCCGACCGGCAACAGUGAGGGACGCGCCGGCAAUUGCGCACCUCGGGGCAACGGUUUUCUCUGCAACUUUUGGCUUCUCCAUUCCUCCGCACGACCUGACGGCUUUCCUGAACGAGGCAUACACCGCGGAAGCCAUUGAGGAGGAUAUUCGCUGUCCGACGAAGCAUGUCCUCGUGGCUUGCACGAGAGCGAAGUCGAUUGACUCAAGGCAAGGAUCCGCCUUUUCGGGCGACGGGAGGGUUAGUGAGGACAGUAGCGACGAUGCCGACGCCGAAGCCGGAGACGAAGACGACGACAGAGUAAUCGGCUUUGCACAACUCACCGAAGGGACAACGGAGCCAUGCCUUUCUCAUCUCCGCUCAAGCGUCGAGCUUCAGCGCUUAUACGUCUCGACAGCGCACCACGGUCGCGGGGUAGGAAAAACCCUGGCGCGUGAGAUCGAAUUGCUCGCCCAGAGCUUAGGGUACAGGUCAUUGUGGUUGGGUGUUUGGGAAGGCAAUUUCAAGGCCCAAAGGGUAUAUGAGGGCUUGGGGUUCACAAAGGUUGGGGACCAUGAGUUCAAGAUGGGCAAGUGUAUCCAGAUGGAUUGGAUCAUGUGCAAGGGAUUGUGA